Messenger RNA from Polistes dominula (European paper wasp), 5374 nucleotides. It is a transcript of the gene Cdk12, whose product is annotated as Cyclin-dependent kinase 12. Gene Ontology annotation, biological process: positive regulation of transcription elongation by RNA polymerase II; protein phosphorylation. NCBI's taxonomy places the organism in Eukaryota, Metazoa, Arthropoda, Insecta, Hymenoptera, Vespidae. Gene Ontology annotation, molecular function: RNA polymerase II CTD heptapeptide repeat kinase activity; ATP binding; cyclin binding. The record is from RefSeq and is a predicted model, not a curated record. Gene Ontology annotation, cellular component: cyclin/CDK positive transcription elongation factor complex; nucleus.
GCACUUUACCAUUGUUACAUCAGGCAAGGACAUGCUAAUGGGUAAUGGCUUUUGCUUAUUCGAGCUAUCUUUAUGAUUAAACCAAAUACAAUCCAAACUGAAAUACAUGAGAUAUGAUGCAUCGGAUAUUAAAAUCAUAAAAAUAUGAUUGUCUAAACCUUAAACUGUUGCGAUAGAUAUAUCCUUAUAAGAUUGAAUCUGUGGGCCUACGUAAUAUGUGUAAAAACUUUAACUGAAUCAACGAAUGUAACCGUUAUAUUCAUCGCUACGUUGGAUCAGUCCGAUGAAAAGGAUCUCAACUUACAGCACGAUAUCACAAGAUUUAUAUCAUACUAUUUUCUUUCCUGAUCGUGAAAAUCGGGCAACUCCCUUGUGCUACUGAGUUCUUCGCAAUGGCGGCUGUUCUUCGUCUAUUGAAAAAUUCCGUGUUCUUGAUGUAACUGUUGAAAAGUGGAUAUACUAGUGUAAUGAGUUACAAUAUAUUUUACAACUAAUUUGAUGACUCUUGUAUAAUGUUAAAACGUCAUUAAUAAGUCGAUGGAUUCGAUCUAUGGAUAUCUUCUUCCGCAAUAUCAUGAUGUUGAAGUGCACUGCGCGCGCGCGCACCUGUGUGUUUAUAACUCUCAUACAUUCGCGUGUAUAUAACGUAAGGUGACAUGCCUAGCAGUCGCGACAUCGAAAGAGGUGAACGUAAUGGGAGAUUUAGAUCACGGAGGAGAAGUAGUGCAGGCAGUGAUGUAAACCGUCAUAGCUUUGAGAGCUCUGAUAAAAGCAGACACAGACGGCAUGGGAAGAGUAAAAGUUCUGGUAAAAAAAAGAAGAAAAGGUCACGCGACAAAUCUUUAGAAAGCGUACCAACUGUAGCCUCUUCUAUCGUCAAACCAUUGGUUGAAUAUUCCGAUGUAAGUAGCGAAGAUCUAUCUGAACCAGAAGCAGGAGAAAUUCAAUCAGAGGAUAGCAGAGGUAAUAGUUAUACAGACGGAGAUGUACCUGAAACUGUUCUGCAAAGGACGUAUUACAGAAAUAGUCCUCAAAGAACUCUUGGGGCAUCACCAAUUAGUCUUUCACCUUCUCCUCCAGUACAGCACAGACAUUCUAAUAGACAUUACUCGUCAAACGAGCAACAACCUGCAACAAGUAUGCACAGUGGAACGCCAGAAUAUGAGGAAGAAUCUAGACGUUAUCCUAGAAGGAAAGAGAAGAAACAUAAACGGGAGAAAAAGAAGAAAAGAAGUUUAAGUCCAUCUUCUAGUAUAGGUAAAAAGAAGAAGAGAAAAUCUAAACGAUGUUCUCGUAGCCUUAGUCCACAUAUAACUGAAGAAGUUAUAAUCAGUCCAGAUCAUGAAAAGCCAGUUGAAAAUUGGUCAGAAUCCCCUCCUUUACCUUUGAAAGAUAGUACUUCUCCUAUUUCUCCUGCUACUCCUCAAGAACAAAGAUGUCUUAGCGACGUAGAACUUGAGUUGAUAAGGCAACCUAGGAACGUUACACCACCUCCUCAUUCACCUAUUCGACAAACAGAGUCACCGCAUACUCCAUUAUUACCACCUAGGGCAACAACGCCAAUAGGUAACAAAACAAGCACAUCUACAAGAAAACACAGUCCAGAGAGACAGAAACAUAGUCCCAAUAUACAUACAAGACAUAGUCCCGCUAGUCCCAAUGCAACAACCAGUUCAGCUCGUAGGCGACCUCAUAGUCCUAGUCCAGCAAGGCGUAGAGAUCAUAGUCCACCACGGAGAAGAGAUUUUAGUCCAAUUUUACAUAGAACCAGACACAGUCCUAGUCCAUCAACAUUGAGACGAAGAGAAUUUAGUCCCAGUCCUGUAAGUCACAGAAGAAGAGGUGAUCCUUCUACAUCUCCUCCUUCGAGUAAACGUAGAAGAAAAGAAAUAGGAUCUGAUCGAAGGUAUAGACAUCAUGAAAAAGAUAGGAGGGAUAAAAGAAAAUCAAGAUCAAUUAGAAGUCCUACCAGCAGCAGGUUGCCUAUGCCACUUUCACGAUCUCGAUCUCGUAGUCCUGGGCGAUGGACUAGAAAAAUGCAAUCACGUUCAAGAUCACGUUCGCGAAGAAGAAGUCGAAGUCCUAAAAAAUCACGUUCACCUAGUAAAUCACACAAAUCAUCGAGGAAGCAUAAAUCAAAAAGCCCACGUCCCUCGAGGAUUCCUUCUCCAUCUCCACAUAGGUCAAGAGUUAGAAGCCCUACAAGUAUUACUGCAAGAAAUCUUCGAAUGCAAGCUAAAAUAAAUGAAACUAGUUUGUUCGCUGAACUCGUUAAGGAUAGAAAUAUGAGAGAAUUGGCAUAUAAAAAGUUACAAGCGGCGAAGGAGAAAGCUAUCAAUCAAGACGAGGUUCAAAUAAUAGAAGGCACGGACGAGAAAGAUUCAAGUACCGGAGCGACCGAAAAUAAGGCUAACUUUGAUAACAAAAGCAAACUUUUAAGUCAUAAAGAACCAUUGAAAUCAUCAAACGAAACUAGUAAAAAUCUUGAUGUUGUUAACAUUCCAGUUCCGGUCACAGAAGAUAUUAAUACAGCAGGAAGAACUCCACCUUUACCAAUGCAUUCGACACAUAGUGCACCAUCUAAUGUUAUACCAAGGACAAGUGCACCAUCUCAUACCGUCGUGCGUACAUCACCAACAAUAUCCGUACCCAACAAUUGUCAUGCUACUGUUGCAAAUAGUCCGAGCAUUCCAGCUAACAUGAGUGCACAGCCUCCGCCACUGCCUCAACCUGAAACUAGAAAUACAUCAGGCUUGUCACAUGUACCUGUACCAGUGCCUAUUCCUGUACCAAUAAUGCCAACAGUUAUUGCAAAUUUAUCUGUUCCUCCGCCACCUAUUCCUAUUCCAGUUCCAGCACCAAAUACAGUUAUGUCCAAAUUUAAUUCACCAAAUAACCUAGUUCCUUUGAAAUCAGUGGAUCCGCCAAAGCCACCUAUUGUAGCAUUUAAGACUAAGAGUUUAUCAAAAUUACCAUUACCACCUGGUAUUAAUCAGAACGAUUUGGAGAGUAUAGAUUCACCUCCUAGUCAUUCGCCAAGUCCACCAAGUAAGGCACAAAUGAAAUUCCCAUCUUCGACUCCCAAACCGCCGCAGAAAAAGAGCAUUAAAGAUUUGCCUAUGCCACCAGUCGUUCCUGGAUCUGAAGAUUUGAGUGGAGAAGAAGAUCCAAGUGCGACGCCACCGCAACAUGUAGUUGAGCGUGUCACUCCAAAGCCAAAAUUGAAGAGGCCAAAAAUAUUAAAAAGGAGAAGUUCACGAAAUUGUCACCUUCCUAUGUCAGCCUCUGGUGGUAAAGAUUGGGGCGAACGUUGCGUUGACGUAUUUGAUUUUAUUACACAAAUUGGGGAAGGCACUUAUGGUCAAGUAUAUAAAGCUCAAGAUAAGAGAGCAGGUAUACUUGUUGCCUUAAAAAAAGUUCGUUUGGAAAAUGAGAAGGAAGGUUUUCCUAUAACGGCGGUUCGCGAGAUUAAAAUAUUAAGACAGUUAAAUCACAAGAAUAUUGUUAAUCUUCGAGAAAUCGUGACUGAUAAGCAAGAUGCUUUGGAUUUCAGAAAGGAUAAAGGAUCCUUUUAUCUUGUCUUUGAAUAUAUGGAUCACGAUUUAAUGGGACUGUUAGAAUCUGGCAUGGUUGAAUUUAACGAAAUGAACAACGCCAGUAUAAUGAAACAAUUAUUAGAUGGACUAAAUUACUGUCAUAGUAAAAAUUUCUUACAUAGAGAUAUUAAAUGUUCUAAUAUAUUGAUGAAUAAUAAAGGGGAAGUAAAAUUAGCAGAUUUUGGAUUGGCGAGGCUUUACAAUGCUGAAGAUCGUCAAAGACCAUAUACGAAUAAAGUUAUUACCUUAUGGUAUAGACCACCUGAACUGUUAUUGGGUGAAGAACGGUACGGGCCUGCUAUUGACGUUUGGAGCUGCGGAUGUAUUUUGGGAGAAUUAUUUUAUAAAAAACCUUUAUUCCAGGUAAAGGCAAACGUAGAAGUACUACAAUUAGAAAUGAUUUCAAGAAUUUGUGGUACACCUACUCCAGCCGUUUGGCCAUCCGUUAUAAACUUACCCUUAUGGCAUACGCUUAGACCAAGAAAGUCACAUAGACGACGUUUAAGAGAGGAGUUUUCACUUAUGCCAUUACCAGCAUUGGAUCUUUUGGAUAAAAUGUUAGAAUUAGAUCCUGAGAAACGUAUAACAGCAGCUGACGCAUUGAAAAGUAAUUGGUUGAGAAAUGUGGAACCUGAGCGGAUGCCUGUACCUUCGUUGCCAACUUGGCAGGAUUGUCAUGAAUUGUGGAGCAAAAAACGAAGACGUCAUUUAAGGGAACAAAAUGAGGGCACUUCUGCGGGAAGAAUGCCUCUUUCAAAUCUUCCAAAUAGAGGAGGAGGUCCUCAUAGAGCCAUUGAAGAUAUAUCAGAAGUUGGAGGAUCUUCUAAACGGUUGAAAAUGGAAGCAGGCUAUAAUUCUCAUACAAAUCGUCUCAGUACAGAAUCUCAUUAUGGGGGAGAUGGAUUAUUUAAUCAAAGUGGCCCUUUUAUGGUUUCUCCAUCAUCAUCGUACUACUAUAAUAGUCCUCCACCAAUAAAAUCAUCAAUUAAUCUAAAGGGAGAUGCUACUUCGCAUACUAUUGAAGGAAAUACAGAAGAUACUCUUGCACGAAAAUUGAGCGUUCUCACAAAUGCCUUAAAUCAAGGGAAGCCGAUACGUGUUGAUGAUCUUAUGUCAUUGCGAUCAGAUAAUGAGACUGAUCCAAAAGUAGUGCAACUGUUAGGAGAUCUGCAUGCCGAACUACGACUUGCCGGGAAUACAAGACCAAGUGGCCAACUGGAAUCUCACAUUCCUAUAUUAAAUCCACCUCCUAUAGAUACAAAGAUGAUCUCAGUAGGAAGUUUUGAUGCACAUGCUGUUUACGCAGGUGAUGAUGCAGUGAGUUCCGGUAGAUGGUCACAACUGGCAACAGUUGGCGUUCGCAGUGCACUCUCUGCACUUAUGUCAUGUUAUGGUUUGGAAACUUGUAAUCCUUCCCCUUCUAUUACUCGACCCCCAGAUUGAAGAGACAACCUACAAUAGUGUGUCAGCUAAAGAAAACUGAGGUUAGGUCGUCCAAUGCCGGCAAUGUCCUAUUUAUUGAAGAAGAAAGAUGGCGGAUCGUUCUGUGGUCGAGAUAACUGAGGCGUUCCCGACGUAUCAAAAAAGGAUUUUGAGGAAACCCAGAUAAUAAAAUAUCUUUUGUUUCCUUUAAUGAGUUUGUUCAUUUAUAUGUUCAGCACGAUACACAGAUGUAUGCAAUAAAAUUAUAACGGUACAAUUAACGAUUAUCUUACGUGGAUAAAGAUAAUAAAAAGAGGCAUCUCGAACUGCCUAAUAAUACCUAACCUCGAAAAAAA